GUUGCCCACCAUGUGAUGAUUAUUCAGCUCUUCUUCCUAUCUUAUUUUACUUUUUCAUCAAAAUUUCAUAGAAAUUCAGGAAAAAAGAUAUAAUAGUUCAAUAACUCUUAAUGAAAACUGAAAAGAGUUGGCCCAUAUAUUCCUCAUAAGUGAGAACAGAAAAUUAUGGAAUAUGAGUUGAGAACAACUGAAGACAUAGCCAUCGGCCAAAACCUCACCCCUCCCCUCCGCCCCCUCGCCGCCGUCCUCCGCGACUCCGCCCUCACCUCCUACUGCUCCGCCUGCUUCUCCGCCCUUCCACCGCACCCAUUUCCCCUCGUCUCUCCCCCAAACCCCCACCACAACUCCCCUACUCUACUCUACUGUUCCCCGGGCUGCUCCUCCGCCGAUUCGCCGCUCCACCUGUCCUCCGGCGAGGCCCACCUCCUCUCCCUCUUCCUCCAAUCACCUCCCUCCACGUGGAUCGAUUCCUCCGACCUCCGCCUCUCCCUCCGCCUCGUCUCCAUUUUCCAGAAGCUCCCCCAAAAGAGCAACCUUUUCCAUCUCGAACAGAACGACACCGAUUUGGAGAGGAUUACAGGUUUGAUGACCAAUCGUGAGAGAUUAGUUUGUGGGCCAAAUCAAAACAACGAAGGUGAAAAUUGCGUUAAUUACGAUAAUUUAUUCGAAAGGAUUAGUGAAGGGGCAAUGUUGGUGGCGAAAGCUAGGAGGGCGUGUUUGGGUGAGCCCAUAAAUGUCCACGAACCAAAUCAUUUCUUGUUUGAGGAGAUGGUAUUGUGCCUGGUGCUAACGAACGCCGUGGAGGUCCAAGAUGAGUGUGGGUUCAAUUUGGGAGUUGCUGUGUAUGGUCCUGCAUUUUCUUGGAUCAAUCACAGUUGUUCUCCAAACGCUUGCUACAGAUUUUUGGUGGGUCCGCAGGAGAAUGAGCAGUCGUCUCUUAGGAUUGUUCCGGCUGUGAAAAAUGGAGGUUCUUGUGCUUUGAUGGUGGAAGGUGAUUUGCAAUACUCGUGUUUAGGUGAUGUAGAGGAAAAUGGUUAUGGUCCGAGUGUUGUAGUUCGUAGUAUAAAAGAUGUUAGAAAGGGAGAAGAGGUGACGAUUGCAUACACGGAUUUGUUGCAACCUAAGGAAAUGAGACGAGCAGAAUUAUGGUCUAAGUAUCGGUUUACGUGUAGCUGUAAGCGCUGUAAUUCGGUUCCCCCAACUUAUGUGGAUAAUGCUCUGCAAGCUCUCUCAGCUGGUAAUUGCAGUACUAUUCCCGAGCCUUCAGAUACCAUGAUAGAGAGACUAAUGCAAAGCUUCAAUGAUGCAAUAGCUGAUUAUCUAUCGUUCGAUGAUCCAAUUUCAUGCUGUAAAAAGAUCGAGAAUUUGCUCCUUUACAGCGACUCACUACAACAGAACGAGUCAAAAUCACCUCAAAAGCUGAAACUUCAUCCUUUGCACCAUCUCUCUCUAAAUGCUUACACUACCCUAGCUUCUGCUUACAAAAUCCGUGCCAAUGACCUAAUGGCUCUUCAUUAUGAUGUCGAAAGACAAAAUCGUGAAGCUUUUAAUAUGUACAAGACGAGUGCUGCAUAUUCCCUCUUGCUUGCUGGUGGGGCCCAUCAUCUUUAUGCAUUUGAGCCUGCUCUAAUAGCAACAGCUGCGAAUUUCUGGAUAAAUGCAGGCGAAUCUAUUCUGAACUUUGCAAGAAACUCUCUUUGGGAUACUUUUCUGAAUCCCGAGUCAGCCCUUUUGGAUUUCUCAUCGGUUUUGACUAAAAAUUGCAAUACUUGUAAUUUGGCCGAUAUUUUGAAGCCAAAAUCAGUUGGCCCCGAUCAAAUUAAAGAGUUUGAGGAUACAAAGGGAAGGUUAUACAGUUGCAUUGCUGAUAUAACGCCAAAAGUUUGGUGCAUGCUUGCUUACAAGAGCAGUUUCUUGAAAGGGAUUAAGAACCCUGUCGAUUUUAGCUGGCUUGAAGUUCCAGAAAAUCGUACGGUUUUAGAAAAUUCGGGAUUGGAAGGUGAGGAAUGUACAAACGAACAUGUAUGGAUGAAUCUACUUUUGCUUGGCGUCCAUUGUUGGAGGUUUGGUGCACUGUUAUCGAGCAUUUGUUAUGGUUUGUCGGCUAAAAUGAAUUCUUACCACGAAGCUCUUGCGAUUUUCAAGGAAUCUGCUUGAAUAUGUACAGAUGCUUUUGUUAUAGUUACUAUCAUCAAGAAGUUCGACAAAAAAAGCUGCUCCUUUGUCUUUCUUUUUCACUCCUUACAAAAUUUCUCGUUCGGUUAUCAAUUGAAAUGUUAGUUUCAGUUUUGGUGCAGUAGGGUACAGUAACACAGCCCUCAGGUUUUGUGUGUCACCAUAGGGCAAUCCAGUUUCAUUUUAUAUUUCUUGAUCCCUCUUAUCAGAAGAAAUGGAAAGCAGUAAUUUGAUCUUGCUCAGUAGCAUGAUGACUUAAUGUUCAAAAAAUUGCAUGCAAGAUUCAUACCUAUCAGAAAAGCAUUGUGUUAUUUGUUACAAGUUAUAUGUGAGUAGAGUGAGUUCGUGAGAUCUCAUGACUUAAAUUCGAAAAUUUCAC
Striga asiatica is the source of this 2554-nucleotide messenger RNA. The record is from the annotation of a GenBank genome assembly. NCBI's taxonomy places the organism in Eukaryota, Viridiplantae, Streptophyta, Magnoliopsida, Lamiales, Orobanchaceae.